AUGUCGAUUACCCAGAGUCUCGAAUGGUCGUCGUGCGGCAAUGCCACCUACGCCGCUCCCUUCAAUGGCGGAUACAAUGCACAAGUACAUACGCACUACUACACUACCACCGUCGCCCUGAUGGAGGAUGCCCUUGUUAAUGAAGGCUACACCUCGACAGGCGACGCCGGCUGGGCCUUCACGACCCAGAACCCUGCGACUUAUGACGACUUGUUCACCAUCAGCGAGACGGAGCGGGAGGAGGCCAUCGCGAACGGCUACGUGUUCGAGAACAUAGCAGCCUAUGUCUAUGCGACACAGAUCUGCAGCAGCAUCCCGCUCUACCGCCUCUAUCAGCCUGUGCUCCACGACCAUUUCUAUACCAUCGACCCAACCGAGGUCCACACCACGGCGACGACGCAAAAUUAUGUAGAGGAGGGGAUCGCAUGUUACGUUCUGCCGGACCCGACCGACUAA
Messenger RNA from Postia placenta MAD-698-R-SB12, 456 nucleotides. RefSeq lists its product as hypothetical. The transcript has 3 exons. NCBI's taxonomy places the organism in Eukaryota, Fungi, Basidiomycota, Agaricomycetes, Polyporales, Adustoporiaceae. The record is from RefSeq and is a predicted model, not a curated record. Bases 1 to 456 code for a protein of 151 amino acids.